AUGGAAAUCUUAAAAAUGCCGAAACUAAUGAAAACUUUGACUUGUAUUUGUCUCAUGCUUCCUCUUGUAUAUUCAUCAGACUUAUUAUUACUUGAUUCUCUAACAAUACAGGAUGCAAUAAAAGAGCAUGAAAAUAUAAUGAUAGAGUUCUAUGCUCCAUGAUGCAUUCAUUGCAAAGCAUUUGCUCCUCAUUAUGAACAGGCAGCAACUCAGCUAAAAUUGAAGGGAGAAAAUAUAGUUAUGGCAACUAUUGAUGGAACAUCUGUGCCUUCUGAACUUGCAGCUAUAUGAGAUGUCAGAAGCUACCCAUCACUUCUUUUUUUUAAAGGUGGGAAAUUCAUAGAAAAAUACAUUGGGCCGAGGGUUACCGAACAAAUAGUAGACUAUUUAAUAAGGAAAUCAAAAUCGGAAGAUAAGAAUGAUCUUUAA
Messenger RNA from Blepharisma stoltei, 429 nucleotides. NCBI's taxonomy places the organism in Eukaryota, Ciliophora, Heterotrichea, Heterotrichida, Blepharismidae. The record is from the annotation of a GenBank genome assembly.